AUGGCGAGAGUCGCUGUAUUUCGUUUUACUCCUCGAGACGCAGUCGCCAGAACCGCAGCCGUCGGUUGCGCGAACACGACGGCGAACGCGAGCCUGUCGACCAGCAGAUCUAGCACCUCUCGCUCUCACGCUCGCCUACCUUGCGCCGUGUCGCCGUCAUGCCACUCUGUCUGUCGCCUCGAGUCGCAGUUCCUCGCCAAGCGAAGCUUUCCAUCGCCGGGUUCCGGGUCCGCGUUUGACGCCGCGCCAACCUGGUCUUCCGCCUGCCGCCGCUGCGUCAAGGUGGCGGCUCGAAUCGCCCCGCCGGAGCGCCCCGCCGCAACGCCGCCGAGCGAGGAGCGGGGCGCGCGGCCGCCGAAUGACGGCGACGCGUGGGAACGGUUCGAGAGGGCGAACGGCGCGGCGGCGCGACGCGAGGAGGAGGAGCAGGCGCGCGAGAAGCGGGGGAGGCAGGGGCAGGAACACCACGUCAGCAUGGUGGUGAAGGUCUGUGGCGAAGACACGGAGCCGUCGAUUACGUGCGCGAAAGUGCACGACCAUCCGACGCUCGUGCUCAUGCGACACGGCGAGAGCAUGUGGAACGACCUGAAGCUGUUUACGGGUGACGUGGACAUUCCGUUGACGGAGCGCGGCGUGAUGGAGGCCAUGGCGGGCGGGCGGUCCGUGGCGGAGAUCGACUUCGACAUGAUCUUCACGAGCCGCCUCGUGCGCUCCAAGCAGACGGCGCUGCUCGCCAUGACGCAGAGCGUGCACAAGGCGGUGCCGGUGAUCGUGCGCGGCGGCUACUACGGGCGGGGCAAGACGGGCGACGAGAACCGCCUGCGACUGCGGGAGGCGGCGGCGCAGGCGCUGAAGCAGGCGGCGUGCCGCAUGAUCCCCGUGUACGCCGACCCGCGCCUCAACGAGCGCUGCUACGGCGACUUGCAGGGGUUGAACAAGGAGGCAGCAGCGAAGGAGUUCGGGCACGAGCAGGUGGCCAUCUGGCGGAGAAGCCACGACACGCGCCCGCCCAAGGGGGAGAGCCUGCUGGACACGUCGGAGCGCACUCUGGCUUUCUUCCUGUCAACGGUGGAGCCGCGGCUAGCGGAGGGCAAGAACGUGCUGGUGGUUGCGCAUGGCAAUGUGCUGCGUUGCAUCAUCUCGUACCUCUGCGACCUCACUGAGCUCGAGAUGCUGCGCCUGCAUAUCGGCACGGCACACCCCUACUGCUUUGCCUUUGACGGCGAGGAGUAUGCGCAGUGCUGCUCCCUGCCCCCGGUGGACCCCGUAACACAGCGGCCCCGCCAGAACGUGCCGGUGGGGCUCGUGUCCGCCCUCAAGUCAGCACGCACAGAGGAGAUCGACUCGCUCAUCUAG
Closterium sp. Naga37s-1 is the source of this 1356-nucleotide messenger RNA. The record is from the annotation of a GenBank genome assembly. Lineage: Eukaryota; Viridiplantae; Streptophyta; Zygnematophyceae; Desmidiales; Closteriaceae.